Anisakis simplex (herring worm) is the source of this 2055-nucleotide messenger RNA. NCBI's taxonomy places the organism in Eukaryota, Metazoa, Nematoda, Chromadorea, Rhabditida, Anisakidae. The record is from the annotation of a GenBank genome assembly.
AGACCUCUACCGAAAGUGCCCGUACCACCAAUAGAACACACGCUGGCCAGAUAUUUGGAGUACGCUCGGGUGGUGGCCGAUGGCGAUAAUGCAGCGAUAACACGAACUGAAGAGGCCGUGACGAGAUUUCUCAAAAUUGGGAUUGAACUACAAAAGAAGCUGGAAAAAAUUGCUGAACGAGAUGACAAUUGGGUGAAUCGAUAUUGGCUACCUGAGAUGUAUCUGAAGAUACGAUUGCCCUUACCGAUGUACUCGAGUCCAGUUUAUGUAUUUCCACGGCAAACCUUCAACAAUUUAAAUGAACAGCUCAACUAUACAGCAUGGUUGGUUCGUGGUAUUGCCGAAUAUAAAGAUCUUAUCGAUAGACGACUGGUGGAACGUGAGAUGUCAACUGGAAUGAAUAAGGUUCGAAUGUGUAUGUGGCAAUACGAUCGUGUUCUGGGAUGCUAUCGUGAGCCUGGUUCACCCGUUGACAUACAACACUUCAAGAAGGUGCCGCCACCUACAGCCAAUCCGAACUGGAAUGAGCAUGUGCUCGUGAUGUGCAAUAAUCAAGCAUUCAUAAUGAGCAUUCGUGUCGAUGGCGAGCUGCUUGCCCAGCCGGAUAUUCGGAAACAACUCGACGAGAUUGUGCGAAUGAGUGAGAAUCGACCCGGUGGUACGGUAAUACCGAUUGGUGCCGCCACAGUGGGCUAUCGUGAUGAUGCGGCCAAAUUUUGGUCGAUAAUGAAAGAAGUACCGCAAAACGAAGAGACUCUUGCGUUGAUCCGAUCGGCAGCAUUCGGUGUGUGUAUCGAUCGUGAUCAGCAAUCACCGAAACCAACUGAACAGCAACCAGAAGAAGAAGAAGAAGAAGGAGGAGGCAAAUCCUGGUAUGCUGAUAAGAAUAAUGAGAUGAGCUACGCACUAGCUGGACAACAUCUAUUGCAUGGGUUCGGUAGUAGCCGAGCUGGCCUGAAUCGAUGGUACGAUACAACCAUACAGGUGAUCGUUUCAAGCAAUGGCAUCAACGGUCUUCUGAUCGAACAUUCGGUUGUUGAGGGUAUUGUGAUUAUUAAUAUGGGCGAAUAUGCUUUACGAUUGGUGGAGAAAUUUGCGAAUUCCAGCCAAACGAGCCAAGCAGCAGCUAGUGCCAAUCGGGUGUCAGUAACACCAAAAGCGCUCACCUGGUAUGUUAGUCCAUCAGCGAAAAUGAUUCUGCGUAAAGAAAUCGAGGUGUUCGAUAGAUUAGCGAAAAAUUUGGAGUUGAGGGUGUUGGAGUUUAAAGAUUUCGGUAAGAAUUUCAUCAAAUCAUGUGCAAUCAGUCCCGAUGGCUUUGUACAACUCUCCAUGCAACUUGCUUACUACCGAUUACACGGACGUUUAGUGUCAACGUAUGAGAGUGCGUCGAUACGUCGAUUUCUUCAGGGACGUGUGGAUAAUAUUCGUGCGGCAACACCUGAAGCAUUGCUGUGGGUGGAGACGAUGAUGAGUAGACGCAAGUCAUUGGCACUCAAACGAAAAUUAUUCGAAGAAGCCGCCAAAAAGCAGGCGCUUAUGACUGUCGAGAAUAUCAGUGGUUUUGGAAUAGACAAUCAUCUGUGUGCACUCUACGUUCUGGCUAGCGAACAAGUCAGGCAAGGCAAGCUGCCUCGUCUACCGGAUAUUUUUACGGAUCCGUUUUUUUUUGUCAUAUUUAAAAGUUUCAGUGAAUUUGUUAGUUUCAAAAAAUUUCCGCAUUCAAAUUUUGCUGCUCUGCUCACAACGCCAAAAACUGGUGAGUGGGUGUCUCAAAAUGCCAAAUUUCCAGAUAUAUUUUUUUCCAAAAAAUUUUUCACAGCCAAUGGUACCACAUUUCUAUUUCAGGUGACCACCACCGUCAAGAACACCUACCUGUGCUAUGGGCCAGUUGUAGACGACGGUUACGGUUGUUCGUAUAACAUUCAAGCGGACUCGAUCAUCUACGCCCCAUCAGCCUAUCGCAGCUGUAAAAGUACGGAUGUGGAUAAAUUUAAGGGUGCUCUUGUCGAGUCAUUACGCGAUAUGAAAAUGCUUGUCACUGGAUUGAACCAGUAG